Messenger RNA from Talaromyces amestolkiae, 684 nucleotides. RefSeq lists its product as uncharacterized. Lineage: Eukaryota; Fungi; Ascomycota; Eurotiomycetes; Eurotiales; Trichocomaceae. Bases 1 to 684 code for a protein of 227 amino acids. The transcript has 2 exons. The record is from RefSeq and is a predicted model, not a curated record. Gene Ontology annotation, molecular function: acyltransferase activity, transferring groups other than amino-acyl groups.
AUGUCCUUCGACAUCCUGCCCCAAACGAAAGACGAUGCCGCAGAAGUCUUCGCAGCAGCGCGAAAAGCGUUCACACGAUUCAAUCGCAUUCUCUUCGACCCUUUCCCGCUAUCAGAAGAGUCCAUGGAUAUCCUCUCAAAGCGUCGGGUCGAAUCCUUCAAUAAAGACCCACUCGCAAAAAGCUUCAAGGCCGUGGAUCGUGAGACCGGCGCUAUUAUUGGGGCUGCAAGAUGGAGUAUCCAUGCAGAAGUAGAGACUAUCGAGAAGACCGUGGAGGAAGAGACUGCACAAGGGUUAGGAGCCUUCGGCGUACCUGAAUUGCGAGUAGAUGUAGCGAGGGCAUUUUAUAGCGGUUUGCUCGAGGGGAAACGCGAGAUUAUGGGGAUUAAAGAGGAGGACGGGAGAGUGUUUAAAUUGAAGCCAAGGGUGGAUUUGGAGUCACUCUUUACGCAUCCAGAACAUCAGGGCAAGGGUGUUGGGAAGGCGUUGUUGCAGCGAUGUAUUCAGGAUGCGGAGGCGUCGGGAUUGGUCGCGUAUCUCGAGGCGACGGAGGAAGGAUUUCCUCUGUAUGCGAAGAAUGGGUUUGAGACAAUUAGGACAAAUGUUUUUGAUGCGAAGGACUUUGGGUUUGAGGGGACGCAUGCAUAUACGUACAUGAUAAGGCCUUCCAGGGCUACAGAAUGA